CAGGACCCCCACUCUAUCAUUUCACAUUCCCCAUCCAUCCUCAGUAUUCAAUUUGCGGCUCAUCAGCUAGAGCGGCCCUGGGGAGAAGUUGCGACAAGCAUAUUUUCCCCUACACCAGAGGACGAUCCAACACGCCAUGGAGUCAGUACUUUACGGACCACCGCGCUUGGCGAAAGCCCCCGCACGACAUUGGAUCACUUCAGACUUUCGCGAUGUGGAUGACAGGGUUCGUGGCGGCAGUUCUCGGAGCACACUCAGGCUAAUCGGCCAAGAUAUAAGAACAUCUGUCACGCCUGAUGUCAAACGCAAGGAGAAGGCGAAAGAGCCUAGUGAAGACAUUGAGAACAUUGGAGAAGUUGUCUUCGAGGGCUUCUUGGACACGACCACAUUGGGGGGUGCAGGAUUUUCCUCUCAGGUUUGUUCAACCGGGUUCCCUUGGAGCGUUAGCCAAGAGCAAUUUCGAGGGCUUGCUCUACGAUAUCGGCAGCCGUCUCCGUCAGUGCAGCCGGAAGAAAAACAACCAGGAGGCGGGAACACGCCAGUGACUUCCUACGUUAUCCAACUGAAGAUGGCCGUGCCGGAGAGUCGACCAGACGGAAGGAGGGAAAGCGUUGUUGCAUACGAAUGGGAGUUUGACACGAAUACUGCCGCGGCAAAAGAAACGCCAGUAGGUCAGCUCGUUCGGGUUGCUGCAGAUUGGAGUGCCUUUCGGCCAACCUAUCGGGGCAGGCCGAAGGAUGGUGCAGAACCUCUCGAUCCUGCCAAGGUCAAGGAAUGGAGCAUCAUGGCUCGUAGUAAUUUCGGCUCUCAAUCUGGCUCAUUUCUGCUGCAAAUUGCUGCACUUUCAGCCAUUCAUUCGACUACAAAUCUGCUUGCCACAGGUAAAGAGACCAACAAGAACCUCAUGCACCCUGUCGACCGUACGUCUGGCGAGUACUACGGCUUCGCGCUGUUCAUAUUUGCAACUGUCAUGUGGGCGCUUUGGUGCUUAUGGGCGCUACUCCCUGACAGCGCUCUAAAAUGGCUGGGAGUGGAGUGGUAUCCUAAUAGAGAAUGGGCGUAUCUCAUUCCAGCUUGGAGCCUCAUGACGGUAUUGCUGACGUACAUUGGGUUCAUGGCACUGAAUAUUUACAACACGCCAUCUCACGAAGAUCUGCGAACGGUCACAGACUCUCACGCGAAUGUCCUCCCUCAGCCUGGCGCCUUGGCCGGAAUGCGCAUCAGCGAGACCGGCCAAGAGCAGGGUCCUCUUGCUGCUGGCAUCUACGAUCUUCCGCUAGGAAUGGUCAGCCGUGCCUUGUAUCUCGACCAAGAAUGAAGCAGCAGCAUGUGCGGGCAAAUUGAGGCAGGGCAUCACCAAACGAGGUGCUUUGAGAACAUAUGGUAGGCGAGCCGACUAG
Tilletiaria anomala UBC 951 is the source of this 1400-nucleotide messenger RNA. Its product is annotated as CIA30-domain-containing protein. The coding region runs from base 137 to 1318 and encodes 393 amino acids. The transcript has 5 exons. The record is from RefSeq and is a predicted model, not a curated record. NCBI's taxonomy places the organism in Eukaryota, Fungi, Basidiomycota, Exobasidiomycetes, Georgefischeriales, Tilletiariaceae.